AUGAACAAUUUGGUUGUUUUCAGGAGCCUCGAACAACGAAAAAGGCAUUCGGAUGAAAAUUUCUACCUGGAUAGACCUGGCCAAUUGGAAUGCAUGCCGGCCAGGAAACAAACACCUGAUUCCGAGAAAAGUGAAGCCCAGUUAUUGGGGAACUUAUGUCCAAAAAGAAACAUCUCUCGAAAGACGUGCCGAUGGAUCGUUCCGCAUUCGAAAUGGAGAAUGGAGAAUCGAAUCUUCGCCGAGGAAUUUUCGGGUGCAUGCCGGCCAGGAAACAAACACCUGAUUCCCAGAAAAGUGAAGGCCAGUUAUUGGUCAGUGUGUGCUUCAUCGGUCAGUGUGUGCUUCAUCCAGAAUUUAGGAAUCGUUCAAACCGAACCGACUCCAGCGAGACUGGCCGAUGGAUCGUUCCGGAACCCAUGCCGCCCAAACCAAUACAAAUAUGAUGAAAAAGUGCCGAUGGAUCGUUCCGCAUUCGAAAUGGAUAAGGGAAAAUGUAAUCUUCUCGGAGGAGAUUUGGGACCCUUCAACCCGUACCAUCUCUCGAGAGACUGGCCGAUGGAUCGUUCCGUAUCCCAUACCGCCCGAGUCAAUACGAAAAUGAUGAAAGUGUGGGUUAGGUUCACUGGAGGACAGCGAAAGAGAAGAAUAGAACAUCCUUUUUUGCUGAUGAUGAUUUCUGGAGGGAGGGUGGGAAACCCCAACACGCUCGAAACAUGUGGAACCACCCAUUUUCAUGGAUCAAAACUAAUUUCACUCAAAAAGGCUGGACAUGUCCGAGUCCUUGAUAUGUCUAGAAAGAGCUAUACGUGGCAAAGGACAAAUCACAAAACUCUCCAAUUUCGCUACAACCAUCAUAUCUUCACGAUUUUAAAGGUUAUUCGGUCCUGA
Molecule: messenger RNA, 888 nt
Organism: Caenorhabditis briggsae
Lineage: Eukaryota; Metazoa; Nematoda; Chromadorea; Rhabditida; Rhabditidae
Exons: 4
Coding region: 1-888 (295 amino acids)
Source: RefSeq, a predicted model, not a curated record